GGUGCGAGACUGCGGGAAGAGCUGAAACGCCGGUCGGAAUGGCUGGGUGUCGGUAGAGUCGUGUGCUCGGCGGGACACGCGGGCGCCUCUCCGUGUCCCCAGGAUGGAGCGGACGCACCGGCUGGAGCUGUUCCCUAACUACAGCGUCUCGCUGCUUCUCUUCCGACACGUGAAAAAUGCCGCUGCUCUACGGAAAAAAGCCAUGGAAGGAUCCAUUGAAGGGGCACUGAUAAACCCUGCCAUGAUUGUAGAUCCUUUUCAAAUUCUUGUGGCAGCCAACAAAGCUGUACAUCUACAAGCGACAGAUAAAAUGAAGACCAGAACUCUCUAUGCAGAAAUUAUUUUCAACCUUUCACCAAACAACAACAUUUCAGAUGCAUUUAAAAAGUUUGGCAUUUCAGACAGUGACACAGCAGUACUCAUUGUUCUGCUGGACAGCUACAAAACUGUAAAUCUGGAAGAUAUAGCAUCUCAGGUGGAAGGCCAACAGGUUCCUCUAGAUGAACUCCCCCAGCUAACAGACACUGCCAGAGUUAAAAAGAUAUACAAAGUUACUCCGCAAGAAGAAAAAAUCAGCACCUUAUUGGAUAGUGUUGUUUGCAGAAUGGCAACAAAAGAUGUCUUAUGAAAAUGUGGAAAGAAAUUUUUUUAAAGGAAAAAGAACUUUUUAAGGUGUAAAAUCACUUCAUUGCAGUUCAUCUUGCAUUUCAGAGAAAGUGGAGUAGUAGUGACUAGUUUGAUAACAUUUGAGCUUUAACCAAGGUUGGUUACCAAGCUUGGUAAUCUUAACUGUUUUCUAAGCACAGAGAGCAAUUCUGCCAUGCAAAGCAGAAUUUGCUGUUGGCAUUUCUGUCCUUUUUCUUGACAAGAGAAAAUUGCCAGUACUCUAAGCUGAACAUAAACCCUCCCUGAUUUGUUUUUUUGGUACACCCGAUGGAUGAUACCCUUUUAAGGAUACUACUGCCAGAAAAGGUGUCAUUAUGGCCCAACUAUUGCUGAUGGACUAGAAAAAGGAAAGUUUCCAUAAAAUAUCAGCAGCAUCUCCCUCCUUGUGCUAACAGUAUAGAGCAUUUCAGUGUUGGCAUUAAAGGAUACUGAGUGGUGCUUUUACUUUACAGCACUGGAUUAUGCACGGUGAUGCUGACUUCCUAGGGCCUAGUUCCAGGUGCAGAAUUCACAGACAAAUUUGUGCCAUAUUCACUUAAAAUUGUCAAUACAACUUACUUAGCAUUCCGAAAAGAUCACGGAACGUGUUUUGGUUUUUUUUUUGGAACCGAUGUUAGGAAAGACCAUUAAAGGGAAGUAGGGAGACUUGAUUUCCAGUAGUCACCAGGUCCAAGAGCCCUGCGUGAGUAUUAUUUAAUCACACACAGGCAUCCUGUUUAAGUAAAACUGCUGUCCUACUUAGGUAGAAAUCCAUACUGUUUGUUAUUGUUAUACUGUAUUGUUUUUGUGGGACAUGCUAAAACUGUAUAGUUGUCUGCAUUUUUUUUCCUAAUGUUCUUUGAGGUAUUAUGAUUUGUGUACUUACAAGAUAUUUGGAAGAGUAUGCCCCACAUUCUUACACAUAGCGUUUGGGAUAACAAAAUACAUUUUGACAGAGAUAUAAGUGUGAGUUAGAACUGAAAUGUUUUCCAGUACAGUAAAUAGGCCAGUGAACUGACGUAUAGACCUACUUUUGUCAUGUUUCCGUAUUUAAUAUGGAAAUCCCUAGCUUCUGUUUUGCAUUUUGAUUUUAUUAAGUCUUCCCUCAGUUUAAACCCAGGAGUACAAAUACCGUAUUUUUCUUACCAACCAGACCAAUGGCAAAUUUAGUUACCAAGUACCAAGGGAAUUCCAGGAUUUAUCAAAAGAAAGGGUUCUGGAGAAAUGGCUGUGCUGACUUCCUGCUUUAAAGAUGGUUUUGCAGAAUGCAUCAUCAUCUCUAAAGGGAUAUGUGAGGCAGUAGUAAAAAAUGGAGCUUGGAAGGGCUUGCGUCUUUUAAAAAAAAUGUGUGUAACAUCAGCAUGUGAGAAUGACCAUGGAAAAUAAAAGACUUGUUUUCAUUUUCUGACAGUCCAGUUGGUACAUGGAAUAUAUCAUAACAUUUACUGGCUGAACUACAAUGUUUUUGGUAGCCUAAAAUAACAGCUGACAGGUUUGCUUAAACCACGGCCUUUUUUGAACAUGUGUAAAACAUCCAUCCAGUCUCUUUAAUAGAGGAGAAAUAGUAAUAAAAUGAUGACUGUGUAAAAGUUUUGACACAAAAUUUGUAAAGUUGGGGUUACAGGUUCUACUUCUUGUUAGUCUAUUUCAUUGGUGUAGAAACAUUAAAUAGUUUGUUACUGUUGACAUAAUUUGGGAAAUUGUGAUUUCCUGUGAGACCCAAAUGAGGUAUUUUCAUGGGUGGAUUUGCAGGAAAUUAUUUUGGGAGCUGAAGCCUCCAAAGUAGCACUCAGGCAGAUGAUUUGGGUCUGUUAGCAAUGAAGACUGUGCCCUGCAGGACCACAGGUUUCCCUUAGUCCUAGUUGCAUUAUCCAAGUUAAAGAGUUAUUUACAAGAACUGGUAAUAAACGUAGAUUUUGUUCACCCUGCAAA
Messenger RNA from Myiozetetes cayanensis, 2577 nucleotides. RefSeq names its product TP53RK binding protein (gene TPRKB). The coding region runs from base 104 to 628 and encodes 174 amino acids. The record is from RefSeq and is a predicted model, not a curated record. NCBI's taxonomy places the organism in Eukaryota, Metazoa, Chordata, Aves, Passeriformes, Tyrannidae. Gene Ontology annotation, cellular component: nucleus; EKC/KEOPS complex; cytosol. Gene Ontology annotation, biological process: telomere maintenance via recombination; tRNA threonylcarbamoyladenosine modification. The transcript is spliced from 4 exons.